UGAGAAGUAUGAGAUACAGAUUUUGGACAAAGAGUUUUGACCAACGAGUUGAAUGGUUUAUGGAUAAAGUAAAAGAAUCUAAGUAUCAAAGGGGAUUGGCCACAUUUACAAUCGAUGGUGGCCACAAUGUGUGUUCUUCUUGCUUCAAACUGCUGCUCAAAAUAAACAAAAACUUCUACUACAAGUAUUGCAAAAAAGCUUCAGAAGGAAAAUCAGCAGCUUGCUAUAGAAAUGCCAGAGGAUUUGGGAUGGCAAGAGAAGGAGCCAUUGUCUGGUUGCAAAAUUAUGAGUAUUUUCAUGCAGACAGAAUGCCUGAUAAUGGCGAUAUGAUGCUGCCAUUCAAGACAAGAAAAAGUGAUCUUUAUGAUUUAUAUGUUGAUGAAAAAAUACAGAAAAUAGAAAUAUCCAUCAAAUAUGCAUACACUGUCAGCCGGUCAGCAUUUUAUGAAAUUUGGAAAACAGACUUUCCAAAGUUGAAGAUUAAGCAGACAAAUUCAUUUUCUAGAUGUAGUACAUGUGUGCACAUUGAACGAGAGCUAGAAAAAACACGGGAUCCUGUUAAAAGAGGAAAGCUAAAAGAUAUGAUGUCUGUUCAUAAUCAAAGGCAAAUGAAAGAGAGAAGAUACUACUACAAGAAAAGGGAAUUGGCUAGGGGCAACCCCAGCCAUUUUCUUAGUAUUAUCAUUGAUGGCAUGGACCAGAGUAAAACUAAUUUGCCACAUUUCACAGGAAGACUUAUGAAGGGUGUUGACCCAAACAGUUUUUUGAAGACUCAUAUUCAAGGAGUAUUGAAUCAUGGACUAGAAUCACUAGAUUUGUAUGUGGAUAUUAAUGAAUAUAUGCAUGAUGCAAAUCUAGUAAUGAAUAUCAUAUUGAAAAGCACAUACAAGGCUUUAUUAAAAACUGGAUUUCUACAGAGCACGUUUUACAUUCAAGCUGACAACUGUGCCAGAGAAAAUAAGAAUAAAUUUGUCCUUGGUUUCUGUGAGCUACUUGUUACUUUGGAUAUAUUCAAAGAAGUCCAUUUAUCAUUUCUCCAUGUAGGGCAUACUCAUGAAGACAUUGAUGCUUCCUUUUCCCAAUUAUCAAUGAAGUUGAGAAAAUCUGAUGCAGAGACGAUGCCAAAACUUCUUUCACUUCUAAAUGGAGCUAAGCAAUUAAGAGGUCUUUUUGACAUCAAAACCUGGCUGGAACCAUGUUUGAAUCAGAUCAAAAAACAUUCCAAACCACUUCAUUUUAAGUUCAGCAGAGACAUAUCCCAGAGAGUUGUUAUGCACUACCGGCCCAACAGCAGUCGACCAUGGACUCCCACUGUAGAAACUAUGCUUCAUGCAGUCCCUUCUGGCAAACCACAAAUACUCAUACCUCCAAACUUCCAUAAAAUUGAUACAGCAGCCAUAAGGAAAAACAUCGAAAAACUACAAUACCAAAUGUCUAGAGAUGGCGAGUACAAAUGGUGGCAGCAGUAUUUACAAUACUUACAACUUGUAAAAGAUGACAAUGAAGUGAUGGUUGAUUAUGCCAGAAGAGAGGCAGACUGGUUAUUACCAAAAUUAGUGAACAAACAGAAGCAAAAAGAAAGCUUUAAUGAGGACAUUGAGAGCCAUUUAUAUGAACUGCUAGACAGAGAGCUUGAUGACCAUAAGAUAGUCCUUUCAAAGGCAAAACCUAAGAAGAAGUUGAAGAAAAAACAGGAAAAGAAAUAA
Molecule: messenger RNA, 1706 nt
Organism: Saccostrea echinata
Lineage: Eukaryota; Metazoa; Mollusca; Bivalvia; Ostreida; Ostreidae
Exons: 8
Coding region: 9-1706 (565 amino acids)
Source: RefSeq, a predicted model, not a curated record